AUGGGAAAAUUACAGAAACAUUUUACUUCUGAAGCGCACAAAUCUGCAUUAACUGAUUAUUGCAAUUACAUGAAAAAAUCAAAUAACAUUGAUGUUAUGCUCGACAAAACAGUACGUGAGCGAAAAAUUCAGGAAGAGAGCAAUCAAAGUUUUCACAAAGAAGUAAUUUGUAUUUUACUGGAUCUAACCAAAACCCUAGCUAGACAAGGUUUAUCAUUCAGAGGAAAAGACGAUGAUGAAAAUGGAAACUUUAGACAAAUUACGUAUUUACUUUCUAGGCACUGUCCAUUGUUAAAAAAAUGGCUGGAUGAUUCUUGUUAUCGACCAUACCAUUCUACGUAUUUGAGUCCCCAAUCUCAAAACGAGUUCAUAACUAUCCUUGGGUCAUCAGUCAAUAAAAUUAUUAGAGCUAAAGUUAAGGAAUCCGGUCAGUUUUCUGUAAUGGCCGAUACAACACCUGAUUUGUCACAUACAGAUAGGCUAUCAGUAGUUGUAAGGUUCGUCAAUAAUGAAGGUACAGCAGAAGAAAGAUUAAUAGAAGUCCGUGAAUCCUUAAAUAAGACUGGCGUAGGAAUGGCAAAUGAUAUAUUAGACACUUUGCAAAAGAAUGAGUUGGAUCCUGAUAAUCUUGUUUUUCAGUCGUAUGAUUUUGCCAGCAGUAUGUCUGGAGUAUUUAAUGGCGCACAGCAAAAAUUAACUGAAAUAUUAGGUAGAAAAAUACCUUACAUUCCAUGUCAGGCUCAUAGAAUAAACACAUUCAUUGAACAUGGAUGUGAAGCUACUGAUAUUGAAAUUGCAUUGAAACUACGAAAUUUGUCGAAGACAAGAUGGACAGCUCGUGCUGAAGCAAUUAAGUCUGUUUGGUCAUCAUUUAAUGUAAUUAUCGAAGUUUUAGAUGAGAUAACAAAUACCAAGGACAAAUUUGAUAAAUCCACCAGAAAUGCAGCAUAUUCUUUAUCAAAACGAUUAAUUUCUGUAGACUUUGUUGUAAGUAUUCUAUUUAUGAAAAAUGUUAUGUAUAAGAUGAAGUUAUUAACUGAGUGUCUCGAAUCAACUGAACUUAACAUCGCUGAUGCAAUCAUAUUUAUGUCAAGUACUCUAGAAUCGUUGAACAUUAUUAAUUCUGACAUAGAUGGUAUGGAUAAUCUUAUAAAUAGUUCAAUUGCGUUUUUGAAGUCUUUUGAUGUGGAUGCUGAAAAAGAGUUUUUAGUUCGGCAUAGACGCCGACUUGUACCUAAGCGCCUUGAUAAUAAUAGAGAUAAUGCGGCAAAUAUAUCAUUUAAAACAUUUUAUAGGAAAAAAUAUAAAUCUGUGUUGGACGAGCUCACGUCACUGAUGAAAAAUAAUUUAGAAAGUUGCAUUGGUACAAUUAAACCAUUAUAUAAUAUGUUCAAUCCCCCUGUAUCAAGGAAUAACUUAAGUGAAACUGGAAUUCAAGAUGCAAUGUCAUUUUUACCUAAACAAUUUAUUGUAGACCCGUUACAUCUACAGGUUGAGUUAGAGGUACUUUAUGACCAAUGCAAAGAAGUGGAAACUGUUUCGGAUGUAGCUGCUGUUUCGGAACAAACAAACAAAAUGCUUCCUAUAGCCAAUAGAAUGUGUCGUUUACUGUGUACAGCUCCAGUAACUGUUGCUGGAAAUGAGCGUUCGUUUAGCAAGUUGAAAUUGAUAAAGAAUUACUUAAGAACAACCCAGAGUGACUCCCGUUUAAGCGAUUUACUGUUACUUUCCUCGGAAAAGGACAUAGUAGACGAUAUUAAGUUAGAUCUUAUUGCUAAACAAUGUACUAAACUGUUGAAAAUAUUGAAUGAUCGAGUAAAAGAUGUUAAUAGUAAAAAAAUACUCCAAGACUUAAAAGAAAAUAUUAAUGCUUCAGAAUGUUCCAAACAUUCUGUGAUUAUAUACCUACUUCAUGCUGUGUUUUUACCAACAUCUAAAACCUCCUUCUCAGAUCCAAAUGGAAGAAAAUGUACGGUUAAAUUUUCCAUUAAGCAUUCACAAAAUAGUUUUUUUAUGGUAGCCAACACAGCUGUCAAACUUGAAGAAAUGUUGAAGUUAAAAAAAAGCAAAAACAAACUAAUUCAACCUUGUUUAUUAAUUGUAGGAACUGUAGUGAACCCAUGUCAAAUUUUAGUUUAUUUUGAUGAAAUUAAGUUCACAUUUUUUUCAAUAGUUAAAGCAUUAGAUAUCUGCAUCAAAAUGUAUCAUGUAUUCAAUAUUGAAUAUCCUAUACAAUCACUAAAUGUUUGGUUUUUUCUCCAUCGUUUUUUUUAUAACAUAAAAUUAAAGUCAGAUAAGCCUAGUCCUUUGAUUAAUCAAAUUAUAUCUGAAUUAAAAUAA
Myzus persicae (green peach aphid) is the source of this 2340-nucleotide messenger RNA. RefSeq names its product 52 kDa repressor of the inhibitor of the protein kinase-like. Bases 1 to 2340 code for a protein of 779 amino acids. The transcript is spliced from 4 exons. NCBI's taxonomy places the organism in Eukaryota, Metazoa, Arthropoda, Insecta, Hemiptera, Aphididae. Gene Ontology annotation, molecular function: protein dimerization activity. The record is from RefSeq and is a predicted model, not a curated record.